AUGGAGAAUUUAUUUGAAUCAUUUACAGAAGAAUUGGAACAAGAUUUUCAACUUAGACAAAAUAUUAAAGAAAUUAUGACAAAGAUUGAACCAAUUGAUAGAAAGUUAAGUCAAAUGGUUCAAACCUAUCAUCAAGUAAAUAACACAAUGAGCUAUCAACAAUUAUUAGAGGAAAUUCAACCAAUGAAAGCACAAAUUGAUCAAUUAAAAUUACUCAUUAAACCAGUACUUUAUUAUAAAUAUAGAGAUUAUUGGAAAUUUUCAAUCACUCAAAUCUCUUUUAGUUUAAUUUUCUCUUAUUGGGUUGAAAAGAAAUCUUUACUUAAAAUUGAUCAAGUUCAAUCUAUUUUAGGUCUUGAUGAAAAUAAACCAGGUUCAUUCUCACUUGAACUUGAAGAUUAUUUAAUUGCUUUAUGUAAUCUUUCAAAUGAAUUGAGUAGAUAUUGCUUAAAUUGUGUAAUUAAACAAGAUUAUGAAACUCCAUCAUUAAUUUCAAAAUUUAUCUCUGAUUUAUUUGCUGGUUUUAGAUUAUUAAAUCUUAAAAAUGAUAUUAUUAGAAAAAGAUAUGAUUCAAUGAAAUAUGAUUUAAAAAGAAUUGAAGAAGUUGUUUAUGAUAUUUCAGUUAGAAACUUAAUAAAAAAAUAA
Dictyostelium discoideum AX4 is the source of this 645-nucleotide messenger RNA. RefSeq lists its product as hypothetical. Gene Ontology annotation, molecular function: sequence-specific DNA binding; RNA binding; nucleic acid binding. Bases 1 to 645 code for a protein of 214 amino acids. Gene Ontology annotation, biological process: RNA metabolic process. Gene Ontology annotation, cellular component: nucleus; cytoplasm. Lineage: Eukaryota; Evosea; Eumycetozoa; Dictyosteliales; Dictyosteliaceae. The record is from RefSeq and is a predicted model, not a curated record. The transcript is spliced from 4 exons.